Molecule: messenger RNA, 732 nt
Organism: Vicia faba (fava bean)
Lineage: Eukaryota; Viridiplantae; Streptophyta; Magnoliopsida; Fabales; Fabaceae
Source: the annotation of a GenBank genome assembly
AUGGCGGUUAUCAGCGCACUAGCAACCGCAAUCGCCGUGACAUUUCUGGCGGCAGCUUUACCGGCAUUCGCCGGCGACACAAACAAAGUAUUCUCUCCGUGCACGGACACACGCGUGCAGAGAUCCGACGGUUUCACGUUCGGACUCGCGUUCGCAGCGAAGGACAAGUUCUUCUAUAAUAACAAUAACAGUGUUCAGUUAUCGCCCUGCGAUACUAGACUCUCUCUCUCCAAUUCGAACUCUCAGAUCUCAUUGUUUAGGCCUAAGGUUGAUGAGAUCUCGCUCUUAACGGUUAAUUCUUCCUCGUUCGUUGCGGACUCAUAUGGCUAUAUGGUUGCAUUUGCUGGUCGUAAAUAUGCAGCAAGGUCCCCUCCUGCUUUUGUUGCAAAUGGCUCAUAUACUGUAACCAGUUUUACUCUUGUUCUUGAAUUUACGAAGGGCAGACUGCAAAAUUUGUAUUGGAAUAGAGAUGGAUGUGCUAAAUGCCCGAAAAAUUCAAAAGCUGUCUGUCUUAACAAUCAGGAUUGUGCACUACAAACAUCUAGUUGCAAGAGCCAUGGAGGAACUGUGGAUUGCAGCUUAGGUAUACAAUUGGCAUUCUCUGGCACAGAUAAACACCUUUCAGCUCUCAACUCUUGGUAUGAAGUGAAAAACCUUCGCCAAUAUUCACUCUAUGGCCUUUAUUCAAAUCUGAGAAGUUCACUCACUAGCCAGUAUGAUAAAUUAUUCUAA